This is a messenger RNA of Trichoderma breve, 2964 nucleotides long. RefSeq lists its product as uncharacterized. Gene Ontology annotation, biological process: regulation of DNA-templated transcription. The coding region runs from base 1 to 2964 and encodes 987 amino acids. Gene Ontology annotation, molecular function: zinc ion binding; DNA-binding transcription factor activity, RNA polymerase II-specific. NCBI's taxonomy places the organism in Eukaryota, Fungi, Ascomycota, Sordariomycetes, Hypocreales, Hypocreaceae. The transcript is spliced from 6 exons. The record is from RefSeq and is a predicted model, not a curated record.
AUGGACGAUUCCGUCACUCCCCAGCGGUUCAAAUAUGCGUGCACCGAAUGCCAAAGGAGGAAACAAAAAUGCAAUAAAAUCUUCCCUUGUGUACACUGCAAGUCUCGAGGUGUCCAACGCAAUUGUAUCUUCAAAGAAAAGCCAGCGAAACCAGCUAAUCCACCACCACAAGCGAGCGGUGCUACUACAAGCAAGACAACCGUUGGAGUCGGAGCUUCCAAGAAACGGUAUCGCGGCAGUAGCGAAGACUCUAGUUCCGACAAUAACUCUGACGUAGACACUGGUAAUGGAGGACUCGAUUCCGUUGGACAGAAUGUCGCCCCUGUGGACUCGGAUAAUCCAGGUUCCCUCGUACCUGAGCAGUCCAGUGGUCAACUUACGCAGCUUUCUCCCGAUACACAGAUGAGACAAUCCCGACCUCGACGCAACAAGCAGUACCACAUUUCAGCCGAGGCCUGCACCGAACUGCGCUCUGCACUCGCCAUUAUUCCAGAAGACCGGAAUCACGUAGCGCGUUAUCUCUACAGCGCCAUGCCUCCCGGUCAUUACCAUAAGAACAAUGUCUUGUGGCUCUUGCAUUCAACGUAUUGGUACAAAGCCGAGGCCCUGUUUGUCGAGGCCUGUCAUAUAUUCUAUACAGCCGUUCGUGAAGCCCAAGAACUCGGAUUCGAUACGGAACGAGAUACAAAUGACGUACCCAACUUUGAGCUCGAAAUACGGCGGAGAGCUUGGUGCGUAAUCGACUCGUGGGACUGGCAGAUAGCUUCCGGACUGUCUCGAGAUACAAUGGUCGAUCACAGCAUGUGUAAUGCGAAACGCCCCUCAUUGACGUUGGAACCGGACGGAGAGUUCUCUCCUUUGAUGCACAUGAAUAUGCAGUCAGAUCUAAUCCACAGACUGGCCGGCCGCUUCCCUUGCCCGGCUCAAAUCAAGACACGUAGCGAGGUCAUGGAAUACAAAGGCAUGAUUGAUGAGUGGAUGAGGAAUUUCCCUCCAAUCUUUGCGUUGACGAACCCAGACACGUCAAACGACAAGAAGCAAGCCUGGAUCGAGUAUCAUCGCCACUACAACUACACCAUGGGAUACAUGAUGGUCCUGAAUCCAUUUCGGCCGCAUAUGGCGUUGCCAUACACCGACGAGUCUUCUGAGGAGGAGCUAGAGCUUCGUAGGAUUGCGGUUGACUUGACCCUGAUGAUAGUUCAAGUCCUGGACAACUGGCUAAAAUUUCUCACCUUUCGGGACGGGCGAUUUCAUUUCAUCAUCUUUUCUCUUGUUGAUGCCGCGACUGUGAUGAGCAACAUGGUGCUCAACGACAAAGCCCAGACGCUUCCUCGCCGAGACGAUGUUUACCGCGCUAUCAAGACUACCUUGGUGCUCCAGAGGAAGCUUUACUUCCUAUCAGGCUCUGCCAAGCUGGGGUUCAGAAUUGUUCAGAGAAUCGUUAGGCACCUAUUUCGCUCGACACCGACAGAGUACUUGGAUUCACUGGAGAAUGCUGAUCAUGAUGACACAAAUGACGAUAACACGCAGCCGGUUGUAUCCGAUACACUAGAUCAAGCCUCCAGUGGUGCGCUGAUGAAUGUUCAAUACAUUGAUCCCGAAGCUCCUGUGAGCCCUGGAUUGUGGGAUAUAUCGGUCACUGAGGUCCCUGCCCCGGUGUCCGACGCUCGAACUGGAUCACAGCUUGCUACUUAUGCUGAUUAUGGAACACCCAGUCACAAUAAUGGUGCGACCGUGGGACCUGACGGACAUACGGGCAACAUAAGUCCACACAUGAUCUCCAAAGACCGGGCAAAUACGUCUUCCCAAGAUACUUUAGCUAUCCCCGCAACAUUUAACUCUGCUGAACCCACGGCCUCUACUACUGGUAACGGGCCUGUACCCGUGGACUACUCAUCAUCAGCAUCUCUACCUUCAGUGUCAUCUGCAUCUCCAAGCUAUGUUACGGCCUUGACCCCCGAAAGUACUGCAGGUACAGCCGCACCUGUUGAAUCUACAUUGUCCGGGCACGCCCCCGUUUCACCGUCGGGCUAUGUUUCUGCCGCAUCUCCAAAUGUUGCUGCGGCCCCGUCUUCAGGCCCCAUUACAUCUGGGUCUCCGUACUAUAUUGCGACGACACCCGUUUACUUUGGGCCUGUCCCGGCUGGUCAAGUCUCGGAUACGUCGCUGAGCAAUAUUACCGAUGCUUCUUUGCCCUUGGGCAAUAUUGUUGAUGGGCCUUUGCCGUGGGGCAAUAUCAUUAAUACCUCUUUGCCGUUAAACAACACGGCUGGUGCGCCUUUGAACGGUGCCCUAGAUUAUUCUGCAUUCUAUGCCGCAGGUGCAUCUCCGGUUUAUAAUUCUACCAUGCCAGCUUAUAUUGACCCUGCAUUCCUUUCGACACUUAGCCCAUCUGCAGCUUCUGAGGACAUCGUGGCUACCUCUAUGCCCAAUAUCGGGCCCAUCACAGGAUUAACACCUCCAUCUUUUUCUACAAUCAUUCCGGAUACCACCACUUACGACACUUCCACGCCACACCUUCCUUGGCCGGGUUAUAAUGAUGCAGGACUGUAUACCACGCCAAAGUCUCAUGAAGCUUCUAUAGGGUAUGACAUUAACGCGCCAUUGAAUGCGCCCUCGACUUAUGCUACUCCCGCCUCAUACAGCUCCCCGGAAGGCCAUGCAAGCACUGAACACAGUUUGAAUCCUCCAACAGGAUACGACACGCCUUCCUCCGUUUUCUUUACAACCAAUAAUACCACUUCUGAUAUUUACACGUCACCUUCGGAGGGUUAUGCAUCUCCGGAGAAUCAUGCUGCACUAGGGGAUUAUACCACUUCAACAUCCGCCGGAACUGCUCUACUUUACUCAGACGAGGAUUACAAUGCCCAUACGGUCUCCACGGUGUAUGAGACUCCAGAGUCUUAUCACACUGCGCCGUCUUCUGCCACACCUGAAAAUCACUCUAAAUCUCCCGAUAUCUAG